AUGGAUGAAGCCCUAUUAGCUGCGGCAAGAAAUUACAGUGCUGCUUCAGUGAUGAUUGAAGAAUAUGGCCAACGAGUUAUUCAAGCCAAUGAUCGCAUUUUUUAUCGUUGCCCCAUAUGUAACCAAAUCAGAUGGGUUGCACGUGGUUUUCAAUCAUUCGUAGGUUUUACAUGUUUUCAAUGUCAAUGGAACAGAAUUGCUCAAGGUUGUACACCAAGUUAA
Molecule: messenger RNA, 222 nt
Organism: Didymodactylos carnosus
Lineage: Eukaryota; Metazoa; Rotifera; Eurotatoria; Philodinida; Philodinidae
Source: the annotation of a GenBank genome assembly